AGCAUUGACAAUAACCCGAAAAUAGAAGGACGGCCAAGUUCAAAAUAGCCAUUUUUCUGCACCGAUUUAGUGCGUAUUGAGUUUGUUUUUCGUGGAUGCUGGAGGCCACAAUCAACACUCUAAACUUCUAAACCUCCACGGCGAUGAUUUGAGUGAAAUUGCACGCAGACGUUGAACGACACUCACUCGAACUGGUUGGAAGUGGUUUCAUUUCAAAAAUUUUCUUUGUGUUUAGUUUCAAAAAAUAAAUUUUAUUUUUGUUGUGGAGACUCAGUUCGUGCGGAGCCUUUAGACGGGAUAGAAGACAACAUGACGUCAGAAACGAAGGGUAGUCCCCUUUUGCAGUACAUUGCCGCUGUCACAGGCACCUUGGCCAUCGUCACCGACGGCAUGAUCUACGGCUGGUCAUCCCCCAGCCUCCCCCAGCUGAAAAACAACGCUUCUUGCACCGUUUGCAUUGACGAAAACCAGGGCUCGAACCUGGCCGUCAUGCCCCUCGUGGGGGCCGUCAUCGGCUCGCUCACCGCCGCCACCAUCGUCGACAUCCUCGGGCGAAAACGCACCAUUCUUGCCACCGCCGUCCCCUUCUUCCUCUCCUGGAUCAUGGUGGCCUUUGCUCGGAGUGUUGUCGUGCUCUACAUCGCCAGACUCAUCGCCGGCAUCGCCGACGGGGUCACCUUCACGGUGGUCCCCAUGUACAUCGGGGAGAUCGCCGACCCCCAGGUGCGGGGGAUGCUCGGCUCCAGCUGCUCGGUGACCUGGAUCGCCGGUUUUCUCAUAAUCAAUGUGAUUGGCUCGUAUUUGAGCAUCAAAACCACUGCCUUGAUCUCCUCCGUGGUCCCCGCAAUCCUCUUUAUCACCUUCUUGUGGAUGCCGGAGAGUCCGUACUAUUUGUUGAUGAGGGACCAGCCAGACGCGGCCCGGAGGGCCCUGGAAAGGUUCAAGAAGGGCAAGGAUGUCUCCGGGGACUUGCACCGGAUUCGCACUGCGAUCCAGGCCGAGGAGAAGUCCCACAAAGGCCGAUUCGUCGAUUUGUUCCGGGUGAAGAGCAACCGGAAGGCGGUGUUGAUCAUCGGGGGGCUCCGGGGCUUCCAGCAGUUGGCCGGCACCACCGCUAUUGCCUUCUACACCCAUGAGAUCUUCCAAACUGCCGGGGACCACAUUUCCGCCCAUUACGCUGUGAUGAUCUACUACUCCAUCCAACUCGUCCUCACCAUGUUUUCCUCGAGUAUCGUGGAUAGGGCCGGUCGAAGACCUCUGCUGCUCAUCUCCAUGGCGGGCUCGGCUUUGGCCCUCUUCGUCGAGGGGACCUAUUUCUACAUUUUGAACGAAACGUCCAUAGAUACUAGCUCAUUUUCGAUCGUGGCCGUUGUAGGGCUUCUAGCUUUUGUGAUAUUGUUCAGUUUAGGGAUGCAGUCGAUCCCGAUUUGCAUGUUAGGGGAGUUAUUCCCCACAAACGUGAAAGCUUUCGCGCUUUGCUUGGCGGAUGUUUAUUUCAGUGUGAUGGCCACAGUGGCCUCGAAGUACUUACAAAUAACUAAAGUGGAAUACGGACUACAUGUCUCGUUUUACGGUUUCGGGGUUUGUUCACUUCUUGGACUAGUUUUUAUUUAUUUCUUCGUGCCCGAAACCAAAGGAAAGACCCUCGAAGACAUACAGAAAAAACUAAGAGGGGAAGUCGACGACUACGAUGAAAAAACCACCGAAGAAGAGAAAGUUAGUCUCAAAGCGUAACCCAUUGUAAUUUUAUUUUGUUUUGAAUAAAGUAUUUUUAUAAU
This is a messenger RNA of Tribolium madens (black flour beetle), 1778 nucleotides long. RefSeq names its product facilitated trehalose transporter Tret1-like. The transcript has 3 exons. NCBI's taxonomy places the organism in Eukaryota, Metazoa, Arthropoda, Insecta, Coleoptera, Tenebrionidae. The record is from RefSeq and is a predicted model, not a curated record. Gene Ontology annotation, cellular component: membrane. Gene Ontology annotation, molecular function: sugar transmembrane transporter activity. Gene Ontology annotation, biological process: carbohydrate transport; transmembrane transport. The coding region runs from base 310 to 1734 and encodes 474 amino acids.